Paramuricea clavata is the source of this 1230-nucleotide messenger RNA. NCBI's taxonomy places the organism in Eukaryota, Metazoa, Cnidaria, Anthozoa, Malacalcyonacea, Plexauridae. The record is from the annotation of a GenBank genome assembly.
AUGGCGAACAAUAUGAGAAAGAGAUUGGCUUAUGUCUGGUUUAUGAAGUUAAAGCGAAAAAGGGAUAUCGUGCAGAAUACAUGGCCAGAAUGUGCUUAUUCAUCACGAAUACCUCGAGAUAAAAUACACAAACGUCGACUUUUGUUUGUUGAAGCUAUAUUAGCAUAUUUACAUCGUCCACGAAUUAGGGAUUUGUGGAUGCACCCACGAUCGUUAAUAUGGUUUGACAUGGUUGAUGAAACAUUUUGUGACGAGCUAUGGUAUGCUAAUUUUCGAGUGAGAAAACAAACUUUUUCAUUAAUCCUCGAGAAAGUUGAGCGAGAUAUAUGUCGUAUCAGUACACCUAUGCGUAUAGCUGUUUCUGCCAGGCGACGACUUGCCUUAACAUUAUAUUUCCUGGCCUCCACUGCCGAGUAUAGGACGAUCGGGAAUCUAUUUGGUGUAUCGCGAUCAUUUACGUGCCAGUGUGUAAAAGAAGUGUGCUGCGCGAUAAUAAAGCAGUUUCCAAAGGCUAUCACUUUCCCGAAAGGAGAUGAAUUACAUCAAGUUCUUCAGGGUUAUGAAGAAAGGUGGGGGUUCCCCAUGUGCGCCGGUGCAAUCGAUGGCACACACAUACCAAUACUGGCACCUACGGAUAAUCACGUAGAAUAUGUCAACCGUAAAGGUUUUCACAGCGUUCUCAUGCAAGCAGUAACUGAUUGCAAUUAUUUAUUUCGGGAUGUUGUGAUUGGGUGGCCUGGAAGCGUGCAUGAUGCUCGAGUUUUUUCAAAUUCCACAAUUUUUAGAAGGGGAAAUGAGCAACAACUUUUCCCCCGCGAUCUUGUAAAGGAAAUUUGUGGAGUGGACAUACCACCAUUUCUUGUGGGUGAUCCAGCGUACCCCCUCCUUCCAUGGUUACUUAAGGGAUAUCCUAGAAACGAGGCUUCCGAAAACCAGCGAAAGUUUAAUUACCAACUUAGCCGCGCACGAAUGACAGUGGAAAAUACAUUCGGUCGAUGGAAAGGUAGAUUCCCCAGGUUUCAUAAACGAGUUGAUAUGGAAGUACCUUCAUUAAUAGAGGUUGUUCAUGCAUCUUGCGUUUUACAUAACAUUUGUGAAAUUCGGAAAGAUGACUUUUUGCCCAACUGGGAGGAGCCCAACGUUUUUGAAGAGCAAAUUGUGGCAUUUGAUGAGAUUGAUGCACCUGAUGUCGAGAGGAUUCGCAGUGCUUUGACCGAGCAUUUCUCUUAA